Messenger RNA from Camelina sativa (false flax), 2679 nucleotides. Lineage: Eukaryota; Viridiplantae; Streptophyta; Magnoliopsida; Brassicales; Brassicaceae. The record is from RefSeq and is a predicted model, not a curated record.
GAGAGAGGAAUAAUAAAUUAACUUAAUUAAGGCAAAAAAAAAAAGAAAAAAAAAAUGAAAAUAGCUUCUUCUUCCCCGAUUCUCACCGUUGUCUCCAGCUCUGGCUCAUUGGAUCCGAAAAUUAGUGGAUCAUCACUUGGAUCUCGAAUCCUUCCGUCUACUCAAAGAUCAUCCCCAUCGGACAAUCUUCUACUCCGUAGGACAAUGUCUUCCAAUUACCUGAGGCAUGUCGAGUCCAUGUCCCAGCUACCCUCAGGUGCUGGUAAGAUCUCUCAGUUAAACGCCGUCGUUUUAGGAGAAUCCCUUGCAUCCGAGGAGAAUGAUCUCAUCUUUCCCAGCAAGGAAUUCUCCGGCCAGGCUCUUGUUUCCUCCCCUCAACAGUACAUGGAAAUGCAUAAGAGGUCGGUGGAGGACCCUGCUGGUUUUUGGUCUGACAUUGCGUCUGAAUUUUACUGGAAGCAGAAAUGGGGUGACCAAGUGUUUUCAGAAAAUCUCGAUGUCAGGAAGGGUCCUAUUCGCAUUGAGUGGUUCAAAAGGGGAAUCACCAAUAUUUGCUACAACUGUUUGGACAAAAAUGUUGAAGCUGGUUUGGGUGAUAAAAUAGCCAUGUACUGGGAAGGGAAUGAAAUCGGGGUAGAUGCUUCCUUAACUUAUUCUGAGUUGCUUCAACAAGUUUGCCAGCUUGCUAAUUACUUGAAAGAUAUUGGAGUGAAGAAGGGGGAUGCUGUCGUAAUUUACUUACCAAUGUUGAUGGAACUUCCCAUCGCUAUGCUUGCAUGUGCACGCAUCGGAGCUGUUCAUUCGGUUGUUUUUGCUGGAUUUUCUGCUGACUCUCUUGCUCAAAGAAUCGUUGAUUGUAAGCCAAAAGUAAUACUGACUUGCAAUGCUGUUAAAAGAGGCCCUAAGACUAUAAACCUUAAAGCUAUUGUUGAUGCUGCACUUGACCAGUCUUCUAAAGAUGGAGUCUCUGUAGACGUCUGCUUGACCUAUGAAAACUCAUCAGCGACAACACGGGAAAACACAAAAUGGCAAAAUGGAAGAGAUGUGUGGUGGCAGGAUGUCAUUCCUAAAUAUCCAACAUCAUGUGAGGUGGAAUGGGUUGAUGCUGAAGAUCCCUUGUUUUUGCUCUACACCAGUGGAAGUACUGGGAAGCCAAAGGGUGUCCUACACACAACUGGAGGGUAUAUGAUCUACACUGCUACAACAUUCGAAUAUGCAUUUGACUACAAACCAACAGAUGUAUACUGGUGUACGGCAGAUUGUGGUUGGAUAACUGGCCAUAGCUAUGUUACUUAUGGACCAAUGCUAAAUGGAGCCACUGUUGUUGUCUUUGAAGGGGCUCCAAACUACCCUGAUUCUGGACGCUGUUGGGAUAUUGUUGACAAAUACAAGAUUUCUAUAUUUUAUACUGCCCCAACGUUGGUGAGGUCUCUCAUGCGCGAUGACGAUAAGUUUGUAACACGUUAUUCUCGCAAAUCGUUACGGGUCCUUGGAAGUGUGGGAGAGCCCAUUAACCCGAGUGCUUGGAGAUGGUUCUUCAAUGUAGUCGGUGAUUCAAGGUGUCCCAUUUCAGAUACGUGGUGGCAAACUGAAACUGGUGGAUUCAUGAUAACCCCAUUACCAGGUGCUUGGCCGCAGAAGCCUGGUUCAGCUACUUUCCCUUUCUUUGGUGUUCAGCCUGUCAUAGUUGAUGAAAAAGGCAAUGAAAUCGAAGGCGAGUGUAGUGGUUAUCUUUGUGUGAAAGGUUCAUGGCCCGGGGCAUUUCGAACUCUGUUUGGGGAUCAUGAAAGAUAUGAAACCACAUACUUCAAACCUUUUGCCGGAUAUUAUUUCAGUGGUGAUGGUUGCAGCAGAGACAAGGAUGGUUACUACUGGCUAACGGGGAGGGUUGAUGAUGUUAUCAACGUCAGUGGCCAUCGAAUCGGAACUGCUGAAGUGGAAUCUGCUCUGGUUUUACAUCCUCAAUGUGCAGAAGCAGCUGUUGUAGGCAUAGACCAUGAGGUAUGUGGACUAACUAUGCAUAAGUUGUUGGGAUAUGAAGCACAUUUGAUUUUGUAUUCCAGAGACAAGGAUGGUUACUACUGGCUAACGGGGAGGGUUGAUGAUGUUAUCAACGUCAGUGGCCAUCGAAUCGGAACUGCUGAAGUGGAAUCUGCUCUGGUUUUACAUCCUCAAUGUGCAGAAGCAGCUGUUGUAGGCAUAGACCAUGAGGUGAAAGGUCAGGGUAUUUAUGCGUUUGUCACUCUUCUGGAGGGUGUUCCGUACAGCGAGGAGCUUCGGAAAAGCCUAGUACUAAUGGUCCGAAAUCAGAUUGGGGCUUUUGCAGCACCGGACAGAAUACACUGGGCACCAGGGUUGCCAAAGACGAGAAGCGGAAAGAUAAUGAGGAGAAUUUUGAGAAAGAUUGCUUCAAGGCAAUUAGAAGAGCUUGGAGAUAUAAGCACACUUGCGGAUCCUAGUGUAGUUGAUCAGCUUAUUGCACUUGCUGAUGUGUGAUGUAAAAACCAUACCGUAUGACCCCCCAAUGGAGAGUGAUGGAGUUUUGUGCAUCUUUAUGUUUCUAGUGUCUUAUAGAGGAAUCAGUACUACAAAAUCUGAAACAAUAUUCAGGUGUUUGGGAGGAAUAAAGUAAGCUGACUAUAUUGUUGUGUGUUUUUAAUAAAAGAAGUUUCAAUUUCA